Messenger RNA from Durusdinium trenchii, 870 nucleotides. The record is from the annotation of a GenBank genome assembly. NCBI's taxonomy places the organism in Eukaryota, Dinophyceae, Suessiales, Symbiodiniaceae.
AUGUUUCCCCAAAGGUGGUUCAAAGCAGAAGAUCACCACGCAGAUUUGGUCAACUUUGCUAGAAAUUGGCGUGGAGAUCGAACGGUGCAUGUCCUCGAUUGCUUUGGGUAUUCGCGUUCCAUCUCGUGCCUUGCCAUCACUAAGCUUGCAGAUGCUUGCAGACAUUUGCAGAAACAUGACAAAUACAUACAAAUACUGGCAAUUUAUGGCAAUUUCCUGUUGGGUUGGCCAGGGGCGGGGUUGAAGGAGGGCGGGGCCAUCAUAGCGGGGCCACCCUGCUCUCUUUUCGUGAAUGCUUGCGUGUCAUUGCACCGGAGAGCAUCAUGGAGGUUGCGAGGAGAUGAAUCAGUGUGGAAAGUGAGAUUAGCCAACCGCAUUUGGAAGAACUUUGCGCAGCUGAUCAAGAUCUUGGUUGAGUCAGACCGUGGAAUCCACUUUUUGGUGGAACAGCCGGCACAGUCUUGGGCUUUUAAACAGGAUUGGAUGAAAGACGCCGCGCAAGCGGCUGGAAUGUUCGUGGUGGUGACGUGGAUGGCAUUCUUUGGCACAGACCUUCUCAAGCCCACACACCUCCUCACGAACCUGGUGCCAGCCAAAUCUUUGCGACGCAAGAUGACGAAGGCACAUCGAUUGAAAUUCAAGGCGAGGCUGGAAAAGCGCAAUCUCCGGCGCAAAGUACCACGAGUCUACCACAAGGAGAUCGUCAAAGCCGAUGGCAGCAAGGGCUGGCAAGGGUGCAAAGACUUAGCGUCCUCUGCGCAUUACACAGCCUGGUUUGCCAAGGCGGUCCUGAAGUGUUGGGAACAAAGCCUCAAUGAGGAUGGUGGGUUGAAUGCAGAGCCAGAGAUACCGGAGGAUGCGCAGAAUCAG